AUGGCACAAACGAUAUUUAAUCACUUGAAUGAUGAUCAAAAGACAGGAACGAAGCAUAUAUAUUUUAACCAAUCUCAAAGCCAACCAUACAUUUCGGGCGAGGAACUUUAUAUCAACGAUUACAAUGCUUCUGGACAACAGCUCAAUGGCGAAUUAGAUUUAGGAUCUUUUCCUAAUUUCCAUAAAAUCACUUUUCAUUAUGCCAUUCGAUUUAAUAUUUUAGAAAGUAUAGAUAUUAGUAAAAAUGAAAAAUUAAGCAGAAUCGUAAUAGAUGGACAAAACAGUGGUUUUUUGGAAAGUAAUAGUUUUACUUUGCUAGUUAAAGAAAUACAACUUGAUAGAAUAAUUGUAUCUUAUUAUGAAAAUAAAGGUUCAUGGUUAAAAAUAGAGAAAUAUUUGAGAAAGCAAACAAUUAUACCAUAUAGAUUAGUCGAAGAUAAAAAAUUAGAGGCUGAAGUUGCGAAUUUAAAACAAUCUAUUGCCCAAAAAGAUCAAACCAUAGUCCAGAAAGAUCAAACUAUAGCCCAAAAAGAUCGAACUAUAGCUGAUUUAAAUCAAAAGAUUCAACAAACACCUACACUUAGUCAAUUUCAAGAACUAAAUAACAUAGUUUUGAGCUGUACUGAUCUUGAUUUUAAUAGACUAAAACAAGAAAUUAAAAAACUUAAAUUGAAAGAUUUUAAUCCCCAUUUUCAAGAACAAAAAAACCACUUUGAACAAUUAACAUCUACCACUAAAAAUAAAGCAGGUGAUAGCUUAACUGCCAUUUUAGAUCUUUUCUUGCAGACUAACAAACAAAUUAUUGAUUCAGAAAAUGUAAGCAGUAAUUCUUAUACUCAAGGGCAGCUACAGGGACAACUGGUUACUUGCAAAACUCUUUUGCAAACUAAAUUUACUCCAGAUGAACUACAAAACCUGUUAAAUAAACAAAAGGAGCUUAAAGAGUUAGAAAAACAAUCUGCUAUUUUGCA
This is a messenger RNA of Racocetra fulgida, 971 nucleotides long. Lineage: Eukaryota; Fungi; Glomeromycota; Glomeromycetes; Diversisporales; Gigasporaceae. The record is from the annotation of a GenBank genome assembly.